AUGACCUCCUACAGCUCCUCCGCCCAAACCGCCUCCUCCUACCGCCGCACCUUCGGCCACGGCGCCUACGCCUCGCCCUCCCUCAACCGCUCCGUGCUGGGCCACGGCGGCGGCGGCGGCGGCGGCCACGUCGCCUCCAGGGUCUACGAGGUGACCCGGAGCAGCUCCACGCCCGCCUACCGGGUCUCCUCCAGCUACUAUGGCCGGCCGGUGACGAGCUCGCGGGCCUCCGUCGGGCGCUCCUACGCCGGCAUGGGCGAGACGCUGGACUUCAGCCUGGCGGACGCCCUCAACCAGGAGUUCCUGACCACGCGGACCAACGAGAAGGCCGAGCUGCAGCACCUGAACGACCGCUUCGCCAGCUACAUCGAGAAGGUCCGCUUCCUGGAGCAGCAGAACCAGGCGCUGGUGGUGGAGGUGGAGCGCCUGCGGGGCCGCGAGCCCACGCGCAUCGCCGACCUGUACGAGGAGGAGAUGAGCGAGCUGAGGAGGCAGGUGGAGAUCCUGACCAAUCAGAGGUCGCGCAUAGAGGUGGAGCGCGACAACCUGGUGGACGACCUGGACAAGAUCAAACUCAGACUCCAGGAGGAGAUUCUCCAAAAAGAGGACGCAGAGAACAACCUGGCUGCUUUCAGAGCCGACGUGGACGCUGCCACUCUGGCCCGUCUGGACCUGGAGAGACGCAUCGAGACGCUGCAGGAGGAGAUCGCCUUCCUGAAGAAGAUCCACGAAGAGGAGAUCCGUGAGCUGCAGACCCAGAUGCAGGAGACCCAGGUCCAGAUCCAGAUGGACAUGUCCAAGCCGGACCUGACGGCGGCGCUGCGGGACAUCAGAGCUCAGUACGAAGGAAUCGCCGCCAAGAACAUCGCCGAGGCUGAGGACUGGUACAAGUCCAAGGUGUCCGACCUGAACCAGGCGGUGAGCAAGAACAACGAGGCUCUGAAACAGGCCCGGCAGGAGACCAUGGAGUUCCGGCACCAGAUCCAGGCCUACACCUGUGAGAUCGACUCGCUCAAAGGCACCAACGAGUCCCUGAUGAGGCAGAUGCGGGACAUGGAGGACCGGCACGGCCGCGAGGCCGGCGGCUUCCAGGACACCAUCGCCCGGCUGGAGGCCGAGAUCUCCAACAUGAAGGACGAGAUGGCGCGCCACCUCCGCGAGUACCAGGACCUGCUCAACGUCAAGAUGGCGCUGGACGUGGAGAUCGCCACCUACAGGAAGCUGCUGGAAGGGGAGGAGAGCAGGAUCGCCUUGCCUGUGCAGACCUACUCCACGCUGAGCUUCAGAGAGACGAGUCCUGAACACCAGCAGCGCUCCUCCGAGAUGCACUCCAAGAAAACCGUCCUCAUCAAGACCAUCGAGACCCGCGACGGAGAGGUUGUCAGCGAGUCGACGCAGCACCAGCAGGACAUCAUGUAAAGAAGAAGGCAGGAAACCAACACACUGCUGUCCGUCCAUGAUUCUGGACAGACGAAGAAAAUAAAUACUAAGCAAAUAAAAACUAAGCAGAAAGACUUUACAACCUUCA
Messenger RNA from Stegastes partitus (bicolor damselfish), 1528 nucleotides. It is a transcript of the gene desmb, whose product is annotated as desmin b. Bases 1 to 1419 code for a protein of 472 amino acids. Gene Ontology annotation, cellular component: cell-cell junction; sarcolemma; Z disc. The transcript has 9 exons. Gene Ontology annotation, biological process: skeletal muscle organ development; intermediate filament organization. Lineage: Eukaryota; Metazoa; Chordata; Actinopteri; Pomacentridae. The record is from RefSeq and is a predicted model, not a curated record. Gene Ontology annotation, molecular function: structural constituent of cytoskeleton.